Messenger RNA from Trichomonas vaginalis G3, 2118 nucleotides. RefSeq names its product molting protein mlt-4 family. NCBI's taxonomy places the organism in Eukaryota, Parabasalia, Trichomonadida, Trichomonadidae. The transcript has a single exon. The coding region runs from base 1 to 2118 and encodes 705 amino acids. Gene Ontology annotation, molecular function: protein binding. The record is from RefSeq and is a predicted model, not a curated record.
AUGAGCAUCUGGGAAACUUGCCAAGCUGGCAAUUUAGAGGAAUUCAAGAAAGCCAUAAACAAAGAAAAUGUCAAUGAAGUUAAUGAAGAAGGUUUAUCCAUUCUGUUAUACGCUAUCCAGCAAAAACAAUCCGAAAUGGUCAACGUUAUCAUAAAAUUGAAAGGAGACCUCACCUUUAAAGAUAAAGAAGGAAGAGAUGCAAUCAUAUAUGCAGCAAUUUAUGGAUUAAAUUCCUUAGUUGUUGUCUUAUAUAAAAACAAAGCUCCGUUAGACACAGUUGAUAGCUCUGGUCGUAAUGCAUUGCAUUAUGCAUCAGAAAAGGGAACUAAAUCAUCAAUGGAUUUCUUCUUAAAGGCUCAUUUAAGUCCGAAUCUCCAAGAUAAGUCCGGUAAUACUCCAAUUCACUACACAAUUCUAAGUGGAGUUAAAGGUAUUAUCAAUUUAUUUGAGCCUUAUCAGCCAAACUUUAACUUACAGAACGCAGAAGGCGAAUCUCCAGCACAUUUAGCUGUUAGAAGUGAAAACUUUGCUUUAGUCAAGUAUCUUUCUAACAAGAAGCUCAACGUCAACUGGAAUCUCCAAAAUAAAGAUGGAUUAACACCAACAAUGAUUGCUGCCAAAAUGGGACUCGACAAACAGCUCGAACUGAUCUUCAAAUGUGGUGGUUCAGCAGGUACAGUACUUAAUGAUGGCUCAUCCAUUGUCCAUCUUGCCGCAGAAAGCGGAUUUGAUCAAGUCAUGCCAAUUCUUCAAGCAAACGGAGCUCCUUUCAACAUGGCGAACGAACAAGGUAUCAUGCCAAUACACAUGGCCUGCAAAUCAGGCUCAAUCAAGAUGGUUCGAGCAUUACAAAAAGCAUUAGCCGAUUUAAACGCAACAGAUUCAGCCGGAAACAUGCCAAUACAUUACGCCGUGAUGUACAAUCAUAUACAGAUUGUUGAUUUCCUUGUAGAAAACUCUGUUGACGUAAAUGCUCCAGGACACGACCAAAAACGGCCAAUCCAUUAUGCCGUUGAGAAUGAUAACAUCGAUAUGGUUAAACAUCUCAUUGAUUUGGUCUGUGACUUGAACGCGAAAGACAAAGAAGGAUUAACUCCUCUUCAUUAUGCAGUACAACGCGUGAACAUACCAAUUAUCAAUGCUUUGAUUGUUGCUGGUGCAAUGAUUAACCAGCAAACAAGGCAUGGUGAUUCUCCUUUGCAUUACGUCGCAGCUGAAAACGCUCAAGAAGCUGCGAAAUUGUUAUUUGCUGCAGGUGCAAAUGUCAAUUCAACAAAUGACAAAAAAGAAACACCAUUGCAUAUAUCAACAGAGAAAGGAAACAUCGAAUUAGUUUCUGUUUGCAUUGAUCAAAAAGCUGAUGUCAAUGCUGUUGAUCAAAAUGGAGAAACUCCGGCACAUUUGGCAACAAUUAAUUGCCAACUUGGAAUUUUACAGAAACUUGGAGAAGCUGGUGCUAAUUUGGACAUCAAAGAUAAUGAUGGAAAUGCUCCUCUUCAUAUUGCAGCACAUCAGCAAAAUGAAGAUUUCGUUAUGACAUUGAUUAAAUUCAAUGCAAAAGUUGAUACAACCGAUGCUAAAGGACAAACUCCUUUACAUAUUACUGCUGAUUUAUGUAAUAUGAAACUAACACAGUUGUUAUUAGAAAAUGGAGCUCCUAUCAAUGUUGUUGAUGUUGAUAAGAACUCACCUUUGCAUUUGGCCGCACUAAAAAUGGAUAAAAAGAUUGUUGAAACACUGAUAAAUGCAGGUGCUGAUGUAAAACUGAUGAAUGAAAAAGGUUUGACACCGUUACAAGGUGUUAGAUUGACUUUCUCUAAGUUCAUGAGACAGAUUGUUGAAAAGAGAGAUGAAGAGAACGCAAAGAAUAAGAAGGAUGAUUAUGUUCCUGGAACAAUUAUGGCACAAACAGAUAAACCUCAGGAAUUGUACGCGGAAUUGGAUAUGAAAGAAACACCUUGUUUACUUUGUAGAAGAAGAGUCGCAGUUGCAGCAAUGAUCCCAUGUGGACAUAUCUGCUGCUGCGAAGUAUGUUUGAAGGAUAGAAUAGAGAUGCAAAAGGUUUGUCCUUUCUGCAAACAACCAAUAACUGGAGCUCUUAACAUUGUUUCUGAAUAA